Messenger RNA from Salarias fasciatus (jewelled blenny), 3044 nucleotides. RefSeq names its product solute carrier family 35 member E2A. Lineage: Eukaryota; Metazoa; Chordata; Actinopteri; Blenniiformes; Blenniidae. The coding region runs from base 453 to 1619 and encodes 388 amino acids. The record is from RefSeq and is a predicted model, not a curated record. The transcript has 9 exons.
GCAGCCACGUCUCUCCGGGUCAGGUGCACACAGACAGCCAUGCACGAAGCGGGCGCUCGGCACAGGGCUGCGGUCUGACAGAACAUCCCCGGGUUUCAGUGUGGAGCAUGGCCGGGAGGGCUGCAGGCCGAGCCGGCGACUCCCCGUCCCGUCCCCCGGUGCAGCAGCGGACAGCGGCCGCUAGCUAGCGUCGGUGCGGAGCUUCCUCUUCUGGAGCAGCUGCUGCCUUUGUUUAUGUUUACCCCUCCUCUGGAUGAAAAGUCUUUAGCUGCUGCCUUAUUCCUCCUCAGUCCACACCAGAGUGAGUCCAGUGUGUAACCAUUCCGGAUCCAUCAGAACGAUGAACUAAACCUCCCAGACUGUCCUCAUCUCCUCAUCUCCCCUCUCACAACCUGCUUAUCGUCUCCCCCGGGUCGGGACCCCCCCCCCUCCCCGGCUGCAGGCCAGGCGUGAUGCCGGGCAGCAAGCAGGCCGCCGGCCACCCACUGUGGCGCCUCCUGUCUCCGUUCCGCACCCGGCAGGAGCGGGUGGUGCUGGCCCGCAGCGAGAGCCUGCCGGGGGAGCAGGUGCUGAAGAUCACCGUCACGGAGACCACGGUGAUCGAGGCGGAGUCCGGCGUGUGGAACUGGCGCUCCAUGUCCUACCUGGGCCUGUGGUACUUCUUCAGCUUCUGCACCCUGUUCCUAAACAAGUACAUCCUGUCGCUGCUGGAGGGCGAGCCCAGCAUGCUGGGUGCGGUUCAGAUGCUCUCCACCACCGUCAUCGGCUGUGUGAAGAUGUUCGUGCCCUGCUGCCUCUACCAGCACAAGUCCAGAAGCGAGUAUCCGCCCAACUUCAUCAUGAUCAUGCUGUUUGUGGGCCUCAUGAGGUUCACCACCGUGGUUCUGGGCUUAGUGAGUCUGAAAAAUGUGGCCGUGUCCUUCGCCGAGACGGUGAAGAGCUCGGCGCCAAUUUUCACUGUCAUCAUGUCCAGACUGAUCCUCGGAGAGUACACCGGGCUGUGGGUGAAUCUGUCCCUGUUCCCGGUCAUGGCCGGCCUGGCCCUCUGCACAGCCACCGAGAUCAGCUUCAACAUGCUCGGCUUCUCCGCCGCGCUCUCCACCAACAUCAUGGACUGCUUGCAGAACGUUUUCUCCAAAAAGCUUCUGAGUGGAGACACGUACAGAUUCAGCCCUCCAGAGCUGCAGUUCUAUACAAGUGCAGCAGCGAUCAUUAUGCUCAUACCUGCCUGGGUCUUCCUCUUGGAUUUUCCGGUUACAGGGAAGAGCGGCCAGAGCUUCAUCUUCAGCCAAGACAUCAUGCUGCUGCUGCUCUUCGACGGCGCCCUCUUCCACCUGCAGAGCGUCACUGCCUACGCUCUGAUGGGACGGAUCUCUCCUGUUACAUUCAGUGUGGCCAGCACGGUGAAGCACGCCCUGUCCGUGUGGCUGAGCGUCAUCGUCUUCAGUAACCAGAUCACCAUCCUCAGCGCCACCGGCACCUUCCUGGUCUUCAUCGGCGUCUUCCUCUACAACAAGGCCCGGCAGAUCCAGAGGGAAACCCUACAGGCCAUGGCGGCCGAGCAGAACCACAAGCCGCUGCUGCAGGAGCAGGACUUCCAGUCCGCUCAGCCAAACUGAUGGCAGGAGGACGACCUCUUAUGACGGUUCAGGAUCGGCACACUGUGGCUGGAGGGGUUCUACUGAGCGCCGCCCUCUUUUCUUAACGUAAACUGUGGUUACAGUUAGGGGCAGUCUGUAAUAAUCCUGUGGAAUAGGAACAAUAGUCUUUUUGUUUAGGUUUCCGUGGUGUGUUGACUCCAACCGUCACUCAUCCUGUUUUGUUACAUUGUUUAUUUUUAAAAGAAGAAGCUCAGGGCGUCUCUCAGCUUUCAUUCCAGAGUGAACUGGUUUGUAUCUCGACUGUGGUAAAGCAGCUGCUAAUUGAUAUCCGUCACUUUUAGAUUUUUUUUUUUUAGAUUGCAUUGGUAGGAGAUGAAUCGAGACGCUGCUCGCAGCCGAACGUGUGAAGAAGGUACCGAUGCCUUUUCAGAGACUCAUCCUGCCAAAGCUUCGACUGGCUGUUUGACACAUGAACACGGUGUGAAACAUUCAAAAGCCACAUACUGCAUUCUGGGAAUGCUCAUCCUCUAUUAGUUAUUUUUAUAGUUAUUUUUGUCCUUCAUGUUUUGUUUGGAAAGUGAAAAGCCACAGAUUGAACAGAGCAGCCUGAAUGUUUCUUGCAGGAGAAGAUUCAUUACGAUGUGGCUAAAUGCUCCAUGAUUCGCUAUAAAACACAAUUUUGAAAUAAAGUUUGAGCUUUUGGCGUCAGGCCACUUUAUCUAAAGGUAAUCUGACUUUUUUGACUAGCCAAGUUUUAAAGUUCUAACAACACUGUAGGGUACAGCUAAGCCUGCUUGGUGAAUUCUGCAACAUUUAGUUUUUACAGCUUUCAUAUAAAACAAACUGCAUGGCAAAUUAAAACCUGCGCUGUAAUAACCCCUGUAACAGAUUCAUAGUCGUCCUGCUGCUGCAACGUCUGCUUUCCGUUCAUCUUCUUGUCGUCUGGGUCUCGUUUCUGAGCAGAAAGUGGAACUUCCUCUGCCUUCAGUCACAUCAGCGUCGCGUUGCCAAAACCAGCCGCCUGGUGCCAAUAAGCCUGUUCGCUUCGACAUGUUUGUCUUAAUCACUGUCUGUCUCAAGCCUUCAAUGAACUCUUGACUUUCUGUGCAGAUUUUUGUGCCUCAACAAGCAUAAAGUGUCUUUUCUUACAUGUUUUCUAUGACAUUUCCAUCCCAAGUGGUUCUUCCUUUGUGUUUGAGGAUUUAUUUCUCAGCUAUAUGAAGCUAAAUAUGUGUGGGUUAUGAUUUAUAACCUCUGAUAAAGGAGUUUAUCUUUUUAUGCUAAUCAUCUGUGUUACGUUUUGGAAAAGCAGCUUCAGUAGACGACUUGAAACAAGCAGAUGUCUUUUUUUAAGGGUCCAAGAAUGUGGAAGUAAUGAUGAACUGUGAGUUAAAAGUUGUAAAAUACUAAUGAGGAUGUCAAUGAUGUGUAGUGGACACUGUG